Molecule: messenger RNA, 1687 nt
Organism: Argiope bruennichi
Lineage: Eukaryota; Metazoa; Arthropoda; Arachnida; Araneae; Araneidae
Product: folate receptor alpha-like
Exons: 6
Coding region: 198-986 (262 amino acids)
Cellular component (GO): external side of plasma membrane
Molecular function (GO): signaling receptor activity
Source: RefSeq, a predicted model, not a curated record
UUCUUGGCGUGUGUGACCGGCUGACCCUAAACACAGAAUUGUUGUAUGAAUUAUGUAAUACAACCGCAUGGUGCAGUCUGAGAACUAUAGAAAAGUUUUCUGCGUGUAAUGUUUGAAAGCAUUUAUUGAUUCAAAUAAUUUCGCCCAUUUUACCUCUGUGUUGCAUUAGUUUUGUGUUGAAUAUUUUGCCCUUGGCAAUGGCUUUUCUGUAUCAUAUCAUCAUAGCUGCCAUUUUUGUGCUUAUCAGGGAGAGUUUCUGUCAAUUGAGUCACAACAAAGAUGAAUUAUUAAAUUGGUGUUUGAAAAGCAAAAACCACAAGUAUAAACCUGGGCCAGAAGAUUCAUUGCAUGAGCAAUGUCUGCCCUGGAAAGAUCAUUCCUGUUGUACAACGGAUGUUUCAGUUGACCUUCAUGAGAAGAAUAUGUACAAUUUUACUCUUGAUCAUUGCUAUGCUCUAACUAGAAGAAAUAUAUCAAGUGAAUGUCGAAAAUAUUUUAAGCAAAAUGAUUGUUUCUAUGAAUGUGAGCCUCACAUUGGCUUGUGGGUUGUUGAGACUAAAAGAAAGAUAGCAUCAGAGCGAUUUUAUAAAGUUCCUCUUUGUGCUAGUGAUUGUGAUGCAUGGUUCAAAGCUUGUAGGGACGAUUUCACUUGUGCAUAUAACUGGGCAAGAGAUUUCAAGUUUUCCAAAGGUCACAAUACUUGCUUGGAAGGAGCUAAAUGUACAACUUUCAGAAAUGUGUAUUCAACUGCAAAAGAAUUUUGUGAAAAUGUAUGGGACCAAUCGUGGUUAUAUACUCCAGACACAGAACCUUGCAUGCACAUACAAUUUGAUGCAUCAGCUGGAAAUCCUAAUAGAGCAGUUGCAGAACAUUACAUAAACCUUCGUCUUAAUGGUGGACAAUCCUGUGCUUCUUAUAUUUCCCAGUGGGUUUUCCUUUUGGGACUCUUGUCAGUAUUAAGCUGGAACCGAAACAGUUUACAAUAGCAUAAUUUUUUUAGGAAUAUCAGUUUAGGAAGUUUACAAAUCAAUUGAAAUUAUUUUAUGUAAUAACUGUGAUUGAUUUUUAUUUUCCUUAUCUCUUAUAAUCUCAUUUACCAACUUCAUUUUUACAGAAUUAAUAUAAAACUAUUUUUUGCAGUAUGUUAUCGACAAUUGUGAAAGUUUUUAUAUCAUUAUUAUGAACUAAAUUAUAGUAUUAUUAUUCUUGUAUUGCUCUGAAAGUGGAUAACUUAAAACCAAAUUUAUUGACCUCUUAUUGAUAUCUUCUUUUUGAAGAAAGGUAAUUUUUCAUAUUUUGAUUAAAAAUGUUAGCUUAACUAGUUUUUAUUAACAGCACUUUAGUAACAGACAAGAAAAAGCACUUUAUUUUUACCAUGAGCAUUUAAUAUUACUCAAUUUAUGCCAUAAAUAGCUUAAUGUGCUGAUGAUCAAUACAAAUAAUACGAAAAACGAUUUAUAUGGAUAUAUAAAUAUUUAAAUAUAUCUUACAUCUACAAGAAUGUUAAAUUUUAGAAUUAAUUGCACUUCACGUGAUAUGCCAAUGUUAUAAAUAUUUUAUUAUUAGAUAGAUUAUAGUCAAAAUUUAUCUUGUUGAAAGUCUAAAAUUGUUUUAUAGUUGUGAAUCAUAGAAUGAAGCAAGAAUACUCAAUCAUAGUGUAUUAUUUUUGAAUAUAGUCUAUUUUUUG